Messenger RNA from Magnolia sinica, 1226 nucleotides. RefSeq names its product beta-1,3-galactosyltransferase pvg3-like. The transcript has a single exon. The record is from RefSeq and is a predicted model, not a curated record. Bases 175 to 1137 code for a protein of 320 amino acids. Gene Ontology annotation, cellular component: Golgi membrane. Gene Ontology annotation, molecular function: hexosyltransferase activity. Lineage: Eukaryota; Viridiplantae; Streptophyta; Magnoliopsida; Magnoliales; Magnoliaceae.
AAACAUUGCAUAUAGAAAAUUCUCUUUAUCAUGUCAACGUGGGCUACUACAAAAGCAUUGCUUUACGUGAAGGUUAGAACAUGGUUUGCCACAUGAGUCCAUCUGAUCGCCAUUUUCUUCUUAUUGUUAGACUCUAAUCCUCUCAUCAUCCUUGCACCAGUUCUAUCACCAUCCAUGAAGCCGGCCCCCAGCCAAUGGUCGAUUUCUUUCAAUUGGGCCAUGAUCGGGCUGUCCUCUUUCCUACUGGUCGCCAUCGUCAACUUCUUCAUGUCCAAAAACGAGAUCCACCUUCAAAAUCUAGUGGGCCUCAACCGACCUUCCUCCUUUCUCAACGUCACCUACAGCUCUCAUCUCUCCCCAGCUGGAACUCCAAGGCCCGCUUUCCGGCUACUCAUCGGAAUCAUGACACUGCCUGACAAGUACCGGCGUCGCAACCUGCUCCGCCUUGUCUACGGCAUACAAUCUCCGGCGAACGUGCAGGUGGACGUGAAGUUUGUGUUUUGCAACCUCACCAAUGAGGAUCAGAUGGUCCUUGUAGCACUUGAGAUCAUGCGCUACAACGAUAUAAUCAUCCUCAAUUGCACUGAGAACAUGAACAAUGGUAAGACCUAUACAUACUUCUCUAGCUUACCGGAGAUACUCGAUCAAAUAGACGGCUCUGAUCGUCCCUACGACUACGUGAUGAAGGCCGAUGAUGACAUCUACUUAAGGUUGGAUCGAUUGGUCGAUUCACUGAUGCCAUUGCCAAGAGAGGACAUGUAUCAUGGUUUUGUGAUCCCAUGUCGUGAAAUGAACCCUUUCGGGCACUACAUGUCGGGUAUGGGGUACACGCUUUCGUGGGAUCUAGUCGCAUGGAUCCGAUCAUCGGACAUACCUAAGAAUCAAACGACUGGGAUGGAGGAUCGGAUCGUUGGUGAGUGGCUACACAAAGGUGGUCGGGCUAAGAACAGGUACAAUAACAAGCCGGCCAUGUACAAUUACCCGGCCGAUGUCGCCGUGGACCCGUGUUCGCAUGAGUUCAUUCCGGACACGAUCGCCGUCCAUCGCCUUAAGGAUCAAGCGAAAUGGAUCCGGACCUUGCAAUACUUCAACGUCACGGAUCAGCUUAAACCAUCUAAAAUGUACCAUAUCCCUUAAUGCACGGUUGAUAAUCUUUCUCAAUUCUUCUGAUUGAUGUCUUGAAAUUAAUAACAUUGAGAUUUUAUUGAGGUUGGUGCAUGUAUUCA